Messenger RNA from Solea solea (common sole), 4046 nucleotides. Its product is annotated as vasoactive intestinal polypeptide receptor-like. Gene Ontology annotation, biological process: cell surface receptor signaling pathway; adenylate cyclase-modulating G protein-coupled receptor signaling pathway. Bases 216 to 1556 code for a protein of 446 amino acids. The record is from RefSeq and is a predicted model, not a curated record. Gene Ontology annotation, molecular function: peptide hormone binding; G protein-coupled peptide receptor activity; vasoactive intestinal polypeptide receptor activity. Lineage: Eukaryota; Metazoa; Chordata; Actinopteri; Pleuronectiformes; Soleidae. The transcript is spliced from 13 exons. Gene Ontology annotation, cellular component: plasma membrane.
GACGGAGGAGGAGGAGGAGGAGGAGGGUGUUUGAGGAGCGGAGCAAUUCACUCCACUUCUCUGCGCAAGAACGCACGGAGCCAGUGUGGGGAGCCACGGGAACCUGCGCAGGAUUACCACUCGAUUUCCACGUCUUUUACCUUGUCGUGUCCAUCAUCUGAGAAGGGCGUUUUCUGUCUUUUCCUCUUUGUGAAGACUCAGCUGCGUUGACGGAUAUGUUGCCCGAAGUUCCAAAGGGAAUUUCCCUCCUUCUCUCCUUCAUGUUGCUGGAGCCCGUGGUUUCAAUGCAAAAUCAGAUGUGCGACAUGAUGAGGGAAAUAGACCGAGAGCAAGACGCGUGUGAGGCUCAUAUUGAAAACACAACAACAGGUUGCAGAGGGAUCUGGGACAAGAUCACCUGCUGGCCCAAUGCAAACAUCGGAGAGGUGGUCACCAUCCCCUGCCCCAAGUACCUCUUCUACUUCUCUGGAGAUGUCCUCCCACGUAACCUGUCAAAGACCUGCACUGAGGACGGCUGGACCCCCAUCAGCAUGGACUCCUACAUAAUGGACUGUGGAUACAAUCCCAACAGCACCACGGACGAUGAUACGGGAGAAUUCUUCUAUGCUAUCAAAGUGGGCUACACCAUCGGUCACACCGUGUCGCUUAUUUCUCUCACCAUCGCCAUCAUCAUACUCUGUCUCUUUCGGAAGCUGCACUGCACCAGAAACUACAUCCACAUGCAUCUCUUUGUGUCCUUCAUCCUGAAAGCUGUGGCUGUUUUCAUCAAGGACGUGGUUCUGUAUGACGUCGGCGAGACGGAGAACUGUCAGUCAUCCGUUGGCUGUAAGGCAGUGGUGGUCUUCUUCCAGUACGGCAUCAUGGCGAGUUACUUCUGGCUGCUGGUGGAGGGCCUGUAUCUCCACGCUCUGUUGGCGGUCUCCUUCUUCUCCGAGAGGAAGUACUUCUGGUGGUACAUCCUGAUCGGGUGGGGAGCUCCAACUAUCUUUAUCUCGGCCUGGGUGAUCACAAAGGCUUAUCUGAAUGAUCCAGGAUGCUGGGAGAACAUUGAUGACAUUCCAUGGUGGAUCAUCAAAACCCCUAUUUUAGUCACUAUACUUGUGAACUUUUUCCUUUUCAUUUUCAUCAUCCGGGUUUUGAGACAGAAGAUGAAUUGUCCCGACAUCGGAAGGAAGGAAUCCAAUCAGUACUCGAGACUGGCUAAGUCCACACUGUUGCUGAUUCCUCUCUUUGGCAUCAACUACAUCAUUUUCGCCUUCAUUCCUGAUCACAUCCACCCUCAAGUCAGGAUGGUUUUUGAUCUUAUCCUGGGGUCAUUUCAGGGUUUCGUCGUUGCAGUGCUGUACUGCUUUUUGAACGGAGAGGUACAGUCAGAGAUUAAGCGUAAGUGGCGCAGAUGGAUGCUGCAGAGGUUCCUGGGCACUGACACCAAGUACCAGCAGCCCUCCAUAGGCAGCAAUGGCAACAACUUCAGCACCCAGAUCACCAUGUUGACCAAAUGUAGCCCUGCCACACGCCGCACAUCUGCCUGUCAGGAGCAUCUCUCUGCCAUCUGAAGCUCUGCUUUACAACCACCUCUGUUUUUUUCCCCCAUUAUCUAUUGAACGAGUGGUUCACAGGCAAUGUUGAUAUCGGUUACUAAAGGUUAAUGUAACAUUUUAGUACUGAGGCUAAUGUUUGCUCAUUGUUAUUUAAACCAUUGCCUGUGAAAAAAAAGAAGAAGAAGCAAACACAUAAAUCUUAACUGCCAUGGAAACACUUCACGCGUUCUAUGUAAGUAUUAAGAAAUCUUUAAAGCUCCAGUGUGUGUAACAUCUGUUGCCAAAACACUGCUCGUGUCUCUGCCAACCAGGACUUACCCCACACCUCAGGUGAACCUGCAGAGCUUCCUGAAAGGACGGCUCUCGGAGGCCGUCCACACAGAAGCGGUGACGGUGAAUACACAUGCUUAUUAGGGUCCGAGCGCACAACGUGCGGAGGACUGUAUUGAGACUGAAGGAGUUAUCUUUUUUAUUGUUUUGGCAUUUCGUCCACAAGGAAACGGCGCUUUGAGAGACCCGAGACGGUGCUUUUUGAAAAUACGCCGACCUACGCUACUUUAGGGAAGUGAUGAUGUCAUAGUCCCACCUUUUCUCUUGUGCUGGCAUUCACUGUCUGGUGUUUGGAGAUUGUUUGUCAGUGUUACCAACUAUUGACAUUGAAAAGUAACUCAAGUCAGCCCGAAAAGACGCUCGAUAUCACUACAAUUUAUUUCCCUUUUUUUUCCUUUCUUUCGGUCUCUGUUGAUUGAAAAAAGAUCGUUUAUGUCUCGUGCAGAUUCCGUGUUCAUAUGGUCAUGGUCUGUUUCAGUAUCUCACUCCAGUUUCAGAGAACCAGGGACAAUACCAUAACCUAAGGUUCACUGCUGUUAGUUGUGAUCUAAAAUGCAUCAGUCACCGCAGAAAAAACCCAAAACACAGCUAUUCCGAGGAACACAGAGCAUCGUGUGAAGCUGAUUGGCUCAAUGAACUCAUGUGACAAUGGUUUAAUAUUCAAAAGUUACACACUACAGCUUUACGUGAAAAAAUAACAGCAAAAACAGGAACACUGCCAUUUCAUCAGAUGGGUACCUCCACUGUGACUAACUUUCUAGCAGGUAAUACGAUCUAUCUCCAUAAAGGUCAGUGUCACUAGAGUGUAAUGCAUUGACAAGGUGUUGAAACGCAGUUGUCACAGUAACUGUAGCAAAGUCACUGAGUACAGGCGGGGGGAUGAAAAAAAAGAUCACGAUUCUAACAUGAGUUAAAAGGAGGUGGGACUCUCAGCCAGGAUUUUCCAUCUGAUGUUACGCAAUAUAGGGAUAGAGCCAGAGACGAGCUGCGUCCUCUGUAAGAAACGAGAUGUUUAUGAUAAAGGUUUGUUACACAAGAGGACUUCAAGCACUUAAGCUAAUGGUCACCGUGCUUACUGAGCAGUGGUAACAAUAUUAAUGACUGUGUCAGACUGAGAGGGGGAUCUACAACGUAACCAGUCGAUGUUCACGUAUUAAACCUGUGUGUGGCAGUUUUAUACGAGGGAAUACACUCAGCUGCAGCAGCAGCAGCUGCAGCCCAAUAACAUUCCGCAGCUUGACUUAAGCUUGUGAAAUGUAUCUCAUUUUCAAAGGUUUUUAGUUUUGAGUGCACAGACUUUGUUUAUACUGUUUCAGUUUCUCACGGAGCAGAUGCAUUCCAUUAUUAGUCCACUACACACAACACUGUCGAUUCAUUCAUGUGUAGCAAUUGUGAUUCAUUUAUUCCAGACUAUUCUGUUGCAUUCUAUUUCAUUUUCAUCAUACUGUGUGUUGUAUUGUGUCGUUAUUAGCCUUUUCCCGUGUGGGGUUAUUUUGCGGAUGGCAUUGUCGGCUGGUACAUCAUGGCAGAAAUAUCUCAUCUGCUGUUGUAAAGGUUGACAUGAUAUUUUGUACAGUCAUCCCAUGAUUCAUAGUAAAUGAAUCCUAAUGACUUCACCUCUAGUGUUUCAUGCAGUUCUUCAACAUCUGCGGGGUGGAUUGCAGGCAUUAGUAUUUUAAAUCCUUGGAUUCAUUGUAAAGUUUAAUUUUGCUCAGUGAUUUUUCUUUUUUUUUGACAGAACACUCUCAAAAACUAGUGUCUCAUCAACUUCAACACAGACAGUUUGUGUUUAAUGUUGAUUAGAAAACACUUUUAUGCUAAAACACCUAAACUGAGGUGUCAGACAGGUUGAACAUCCCCUAAAACGCACGUUUUGAGUUGCAUAUCUUGUACUGGUGUGUGUAAAGCUGAAACUGAACUGAAACUAUAGUACCUCAGACUAAAUGUCACACACAGCUAUGAUUGUACAUUUGACGUGAAACUGUGCUCAGGUGUCAACUGGAAAUCCAUGUUUACAUUUAAAAUUAUGUUUCUCCCUCAUAGAUAGUUGCAUACUGACCCACGUGUCUCCUGUUCAUUGUAAAUAUUGUGUCGUGUACAGUACGUGCAAUCAGCUGUUAAUAUGUCGUUGAACAAAAUGUCAGAUGAUGAUGAAUAAAACUAUUUGCACUGUGA